UGCCCUUUGACUCCGGAUGUGUUUGGGGGAGGCCCGGGCGGCCUCGGUUUGAAUGAAAUCCGGCUGAUUCAUCGCGGCCCCGAGCGCGGCGGAGCGGGAGCGGCCCGGCCCGUAGGAAGAAGACUUAACUAGUUUUUAGGCUGCCAGGAAGUGUGGGGGCCACACCAGAGGUUAAGUAGCUCCUGCCAACUCUAUUGACCAGUGUGUGAAAGCUCUGACUGAGUGCCAGAAAUAUGGACAGACUUCUACGACUUGGAGGAGGUAUGCCUGGGCUGGGACAGGGGCCACCUACGGAUGCUCCUGCCGUGGACACAGCAGAACAGGUUUAUAUAUCUUCCCUCGCAUUGCUGAAAAUGUUGAAACAUGGCCGUGCUGGUGUCCCUAUGGAAGUUAUGGGUCUGAUGCUUGGCGAAUUUGUUGAUGAUUAUACUGUGAGAGUGAUUGAUGUGUUUGCUAUGCCACAGUCAGGAACGGGAGUCAGUGUAGAGGCAGUUGAUCCAGUAUUUCAAGCCAAAAUGUUGGAUAUGCUGAAACAGACAGGAAGGCCAGAGAUGGUUGUUGGUUGGUAUCAUAGUCACCCUGGCUUUGGCUGUUGGCUGUCUGGUGUGGAUAUCAAUACUCAACAGAGCUUUGAAGCCCUAUCAGAAAGAGCAGUAGCUGUGGUGGUGGAUCCUAUCCAGAGUGUAAAAGGAAAGGUUGUUAUUGAUGCCUUCAGGUUGAUCAAUGCUAAUAUGAUGGUCUUGGGACAUGAACCAAGACAAACAACUUCAAAUCUGGGUCACUUAAACAAGCCAUCUAUCCAGGCUCUAAUUCAUGGACUGAACAGGCAUUACUACUCCAUUACUAUCAACUACAGAAAGAAUGAAUUAGAACAGAAGAUGUUGCUAAAUUUGCAUAAGAAGAGUUGGAUGGAAGGUUUAACACUUCAGGACUACAGUGAACAUUGCAAACUCAAUGAAACAGUAGUGAAGGAGAUGUUGGAAUUGGCUAAGAACUAUAACAAGGCUGUUGAAGAAGAAGAUAAGAUGACACCUGAACAGCUGGCAAUAAAAAAUGUUGGCAAGCAGGACCCCAAACGUCAUUUAGAAGAACAUGUGGAUGUGCUGAUGACCUCAAAUAUUGUCCAGUGUUUAGCAGCUAUGUUGGAUACAGUUGUAUUUAAAUAAUGAAUCUACUGUUGGAGUGCUUUCUGUGUGCAUUUGUCCUCUUGUUAACACUCAGAAAUCAGGGACUGCUGAAGAUAUAUAUGGUUAAAUGAAAGGUAUCAUUUUCAGCACUAUAACAACUUUCAGUCUCUGUUGUGCAAUUGCUUCUGUUUCUUUGUGUCAGGGUCUUACAGAUUCCACAGCAGUUCAAGAACACACAGGAGGCAAACUGUAUUAAGUUUUUUUCAUUUAAUAUUUGGGGGAAAAAUCAGUAGUACAUAUAUAUUUUGAUUGUUGCUACAUAAUAAAAAUACAUUUACAAUCUA
Molecule: messenger RNA, 1471 nt
Organism: Alligator mississippiensis (American alligator)
Lineage: Eukaryota; Metazoa; Chordata; Crocodylia; Alligatoridae
Gene: PSMD14
Product: proteasome 26S subunit, non-ATPase 14
Exons: 12
Coding region: 234-1166 (310 amino acids)
Biological process (GO): proteasome-mediated ubiquitin-dependent protein catabolic process; protein deubiquitination
Cellular component (GO): proteasome regulatory particle, lid subcomplex
Molecular function (GO): proteasome binding; protein binding; metallopeptidase activity
Source: RefSeq, a predicted model, not a curated record